Sinocyclocheilus anshuiensis is the source of this 4132-nucleotide messenger RNA. RefSeq names its product CLOCK-interacting pacemaker-like. Bases 1020 to 2594 code for a protein of 524 amino acids. The transcript has 3 exons. NCBI's taxonomy places the organism in Eukaryota, Metazoa, Chordata, Actinopteri, Cypriniformes, Cyprinidae. The record is from RefSeq and is a predicted model, not a curated record. Gene Ontology annotation, biological process: negative regulation of circadian rhythm; negative regulation of DNA-templated transcription. Gene Ontology annotation, cellular component: nucleus.
AAAAAAAUAAAUAAAUAUUUAUAUUAGGGCUAUAAAAAUGGAGUGGAAUGGAUUUUUCCCAUUUUUCUACCUUUGACGAGAUCACAUGGCAAAUGUUCCAGAACUCAUGAGUGUUAAUGAGCAAUGAUGGCAGCAUUUAUCAGUAUUUUACACCGGCAAGCAGAAUAAAUCCAGUCAGAAUUUAGUUGAUUGUAUCCGAUCUGUAAUCUGCGAUCUGAAGUGUUUUUGACCUUUUGUAAAAUGCCUUUUAUGUGCAAUAACAUGUUAGUAAAAAGCCAUUUAACUAACAUGUACUCUGCAUGUCUGAAAUGUUGGUAAAUGAGAAUAUACUUUUUUUUCAGUUGUAGAGUACUUCGCUCAAGUGUUUGCCUGAUUGCUUUUUUAACUUGAAAAUAUGGUUCAUACGUGUAACACAUGGCACAGACUGGAGAUUGCAAUAAACAAUUGUGUAUUAGCAGUGAGUUCAGAGUGUACAUAUAUACAUAAUGUAUGUGUGUGUAGUCACUUUAAUAGUCACUUAAUGUUCAGGCGUGUUUUGUGUUCUUUGUGGUGUACAGUAAUUUAGAGAAAGGCUAUAUUUUGUACAGAAGCUCUGAAUACAUUGUAAUUGUCAUGACAGAAAAGGCUUGACUCGUUCCGUAAAACUGACUAGUGACACAAUAAGUGCCUUAUGUUUUGAAUUUACAUACAUUUCCUGUAGAUUAAGUGUUCUUAUAACCUUUAAGCAGCUCAUUUAUUAUUAUUAUUAAUAUUUUUGGAUUUGUAAAUAAUAUUUUUAUUACCUCAUUUAAAAAACAUCUGUCCCCUAGACAAACGUUGAAAGAGAAUUUUCCGCAGUUCACCCUUUGUUGGCAUAAAUGUGGCAUUUUGGAAUUAAACUCUUAUCAGUGCUACUGAUCAAACAUGUUUAUGUAAGGACCUUGAGAACAAACUCCAUGCCCAAUGUUAGAAAUGGGUAAAUAUAUUCUGCCUGAGGCCACUGUCUGCCCAGCUUUGUCUCUCUGCUUUCAGGGCCCGGGAUGCCCAAGGAACCGAGAGGAGAUGCCCAAGGGUGUGUAGGAGAGAGGGAACGCACCUCCCGUCCAGCCAGUAAAAAUGCUAAAGACAAAAGCAACAGCGCUGCCCUUUUGGCCUCUAGAGCAAGAGCACACACCGAACAGAAAAAAAAUGGACGUGAUUCGCGCUUCUCGGAGAAAGACUCUGGUUACUCGGACACUGGCUCAGACUCCUUGCAGACUGAUGCAGAUGACCAGCAGAGUAGUGUGAAUGAGCCUCAGGUCCGCAGGGGUUUGGGUAGGGCAGAUCAAGGCCCCCUACAUGGAAGCCACAUACUGGUGUCCGAGACGCCUGAACUCACCCCCAUAUUCAUCAUUAAGAAUGUGGUGUUGAAGCAGCCUGGGCAGUCUGGUCAGGACCACAUCCUUCCUUCAGCUCUGUCAUGGGAUGGAGGUGCUACAAGCAGUCAGGCUCCCACCCAUGUUCUCUUACUACAUCAGCCUGGCAUCAAUCAAAGCGCCCCAUUGCACAUCCUCAAACCCCAGCCACAGAGAUCCGAAAGCAAGGGUGUAAAGAAGAGCAAAAACACUUACCUCCCCAUCCUAAACUCCUACCCUCGAAUAGCACCUCACCCGAGUAAGAAAACCCCAGAGAAACCUGUGGCCAGUAGAGGAAGUAACACAGAGGAGCACAGCCUGAGUAAGAGAGUAUGCACAGAGGAGAAGAGAGAUGAGGUGUCCACAACCACGCGGGCGGCCAAGCAGCAUCUGCACAAACAGCCAGAGAACAACUUGCUGUUACACUCUCAAUCCCUCUCACAGUUGCUGUCUGCUGGCCAUGAGACGCUUUCUGGCUCUCACCAGCACCAGAGCCCAUGCCGCCCAUCUAGUCCCUCUUCCUCCCUCAACGUGAGCUCUCCGUCAAUCUCAAGCACACAGACUCUUUCCCCACCCUCUUCCAACGACCUCAUCCAGCCCAGAAAAGGGCCCCAUAAGCAUUGCCCAGAACCGAAUAGUGACUCUGGCAAAGAGUCGAACAACCUCAAAGGGACAGCACGGCACCGUCGCUUCCUCAACACAGUGGAGAUUCUGAGCCAGUUGGGACUACUGGACAUCACCUUAAGGACGCAGGAUCUGCUGCGGCAAAAUUCCGCAACCGAACGAGACAUAGCCCAGCUACGUCAACAUGCCCAUCUGCUUUUCCAGGCUGCCCAAGCAGGUGCUGAUGCUCCAGCUGCCUGGGAGAAGCUCCAACAGGUCAUGGCUGAGUCUGGGCACUAUCCCAGCCUCAAGUGCCUACCUACAGACAGCAGCAAUGGAGGGUCUCAAUCAAAGGUGGAAGUCAAGGCAGCCACCAGCACCAAACCUGAUACUCCUGUGGUAUAUGGAUAUGGACUUAAUGGGACUGAAGAUGUGGCACCCCCAUCUCCUCUUCUAGCUCCAAUGCCAGAUGCAGAAUACCAGUCAACAGGUCACUAUGAUUCUAUCAGUGAUAGCACCACCACUUCUGAGCAAAUCAGAGCCCAUAGGGGAACCAUGAGUCCACCAGAUGAUCCCAUAAUGCCUCCAGACAGCUCUACACAUGGAAACCUGCUUUAGACUGCACCCAGAAACCUGCUGAGCACUGGGCGUUUACAGCAGAGAAACAGCAAGGGAGACUUCAAGAUACUUUCCCGAACAUCUCAAACAUGAUUUCAGAGAUGUUAUCAUUGCCCCAAUAUUCAGUCGUCUCCAUGGUAACUCAGGGCUAUGCUCAAGGACAGCGUCUUGACUGCGCUACAUGCCAUCUUCCUGUCUGUCUCAUUUCUAUACUCAUCUGCAUCAGCAAUCACCCAACGUGUCUGAUGAGAGCUACACAGAAUUUAAUGCACAUGCUACAGACGGCCACUCGUUAGUUUUGUCACUUACAAUGCUAUCUGCAACAGGUAUCCUGCCCCAUGGAAUCAAGAAGCAACUUCAGGUUUUCAAUGGCCGUUUGCAAAUGUUUUUGAUUGCAACACUUCAUGAAUAGUCGAUCACAGAGUAAUCAAAAAUGACAGCCUAUUUCCUACUUUAUGUUGAUUUAUAUCAGAGACUAGUUGAAUAAUUUCCAUUUGCUGUCACAGGUUGUAGCAUGUAGCGUUUCUGAAGAACAUGACUGGGAAUGUUAUUUUGCAAAAAUGUGGUAAAAAUUAGUGAUGAGAUCCCCUCUGUGAGGCCUUGUCACUUAAAGAAAAUAAAGAUGGUGCAUGAAGGUCCCGAAAAGUCCACACAUGCAAAGACACUAAGAACUGUGUGAGAAUUAUUCUCACAGUGAUCUUGGUAAAGUCCAUGGAGCUUUUGUUCUUCUAUGCAGUGCGCACUUCAUUAAUCUCAUUGCAUUGAUCUGCUUGCUAUACGUCUUCAUCUUUGACCAUGGACCAAGACACCCAUUACUCAAGCCUUUGAGAUGAAAGGUCAAAUUUGAGUGUUUAUGUGAGCUGUAUUUCCCAUUCAUUUGAUAACAGAUCAUGACGUCUAUGAAUUUGUGAAUUUUCUUGUGUUAAUAGUGUUUUGUGCCAGCCUUAAUGUAUUCUUCAACAUCUUUACUUUUCUUUCCCAAUUCUCUACUACUGCACCAAGCUUUUUGGCACAUUUUUGAUACUCUUGACAUGGCACUAAUGUAUUAUUUGUUGUUGCUGUGAUAUAUUUCCUUUUAUUUACUUACCGAGUAUUUCUGUGUAACAGAAGUUGUGUAUGAACGCAGUCACUGAUUUGUGUCUAAAAAAGCCGUCAGGCCCACACAGAGAUUUUGCAGAAUUCUGCUGUCAUUCACAAAAUUGUGCACGUCAUGAUUGCAUAUUCGUUUAUAAAAUAUUUUGGCUAAACUGAUAAGGGUUUCGGAGUUUAGUACUUUAUAGUUUAACACGUUUUAUGUUUCAGUACAGGAGAUUUUCAGAUAUUUUUCCCUAAAAUAAAUACAGAAAAUGAGGAAUGGUCUGCAGAUUCCACUUGGGCCAGAUUGUUUUAUAACCUUAGAGUUCUUCUUUGUCACUGAUUAUUUCCCCUUCUUCAUUAGCUCUUUAAUUUUCUUGUUAUAGAUAUUAAUGGUGUGUUUGUACACAGCAAUGAUCUUAAGUCCAAAUAAAUGGCAAGUCCUGGACCUGCCAGAGACAGUG